This is a messenger RNA of Linum tenue, 1308 nucleotides long. The record is from the annotation of a GenBank genome assembly. Lineage: Eukaryota; Viridiplantae; Streptophyta; Magnoliopsida; Malpighiales; Linaceae.
UCAGUUCUUUCAUAAAUGGAAGGAAGCUACAUGCAAUGCAAGUCAAGCCGACAUCCGUCCUCGUCAAUGGAAAGCAAUGAGCUGACGGAAACAAAAAACAACGGGAGGAAAUGGGUAGUAAGGAUUUGGACCCUAACGUUGUCAAGUCUGCGAAUUUCCGGGUGUGCAAGGUUUCUAGUUACACUACCGAAUUGCUAGAGAUUGAAGCUGAUAACCCGACAUUGCAUGUUGUCGUUGUCCCUGGGAAUCCAGCCAUUGGAUACAUCGGUCACACGAAAGAGAACUGGGAGAAUGGGAAGUUGUUCUCCUUGCAAGAACAAAUUGAUCAUAAGGUAUUCAUCUGCAUGCUUCAUUUCAUCUACAAGUUUGUGGAUUUCAUUUGCCAGGAACUGCAAGAUACCAAAGUUCCCAUAGUUUUGGUUGGGCAUUCUAUUGGUUCCUACAUAACGAUGGAGAUGUUGAGGAGAAAGGGAGACAUGGUGAUAUAUACCAUAGGGCUGUACCCCUUUAUAAUGGUGAAUCCUCUAUCAAAGAAGCAGGCUAAAGUUAGAAACAUGACGAGAUCCUCCAUCCUCUGUGGACUGAUGAGCUUGAUGGCAGCAUUUGCUGGAUUAUUUCCCAAGUGGUUUUCCCAGUACAUGCUGGUACUGUUUGUUAUUGGCAAGAGGUCAUGGUCAUGGUCUAGUUCUGCUUUUGAGACUGCCCAUGCUCAUUAUCUCAAGUACCAUAUGUUCAGGAACAUGCUUUACAUGGCAAAGACAGAAUUAGAGCAGCUUUCGCAGGAACCGGACUGGGAGUUCAUGAGAAAGAAUCACAGGAAAUUGGCAUUCAUGUUUGGUGCUCAUGACCACUGGGGGCCUUUGCAAGUAUAUGAGGAGAUUGCAAAGCAGGUCCCCAAGGUGCCCUUAGCAAUCGAAAGGGAGGGCCAUUCCCACAGCUUCUGUUGCACUGAAGUCGGCUCUAUGUGGGUUGCCAGGCAUGUAGCAACCUUGCUAAAGGCUCAAACUUCAAGCUCAGCAGCUUCUGCAGCAGAUGAUGCGACCCUUGCUCACGUUGCAAACUAGUAGGGUAUCGUACGAAAAUAACGCUUACAAUUAUGCAGGGGUGGAGCUAGAGGAUUCGACGAUCACGUGUAAAUGUAUCACGUCUAAAUGUAUCGGGUUCUUUGAAAAUUAUGUAAAAAGUACAAAUGAUAUAAUAACUAAACCGUGCACUGAAAUUUCAUUGUUGUUGCUUAUAGCGUAGUGGACUUGUUGUCAUGUGGUAUGUGGGUUCGAUCCUCAAUAACAAUUUCAAAGUUCAAUCUAA